AUGAGAGAAAAUGAACUCCCUGUGGAUAUGGAAACGGUUCACUUGGAUGAACAUGCUGAGGAUGUUGAUCUAAAUCAUUAUCGAAUUGGGAAAAUUGAAGGGUUUGAAGUCCUGAAGAAAGUGAAGACCCUCUGUCUCCGUCAGAAUCUAAUAAAGUGUAUUGAGAACUUGGAAGAGUUACAGAGCCUUCGAGAGCUGGACCUCUACAACAACCAGAUGAAAAAGAUUGAGAACCUGGAGGCAUUGACAGAGCUUGAGACUUUAGACAUUUCUUUUAAUCUUCUGCGAAACAUUGAAGGGAUAGAUCAGCUCACUUGUCUAAAGAAACUCUUCCUGGUAAACAAUAAAAUCAACAAAAUCGAAAACAUCAGUAAUCUCCAGCAGCUAAAGAUGCUAGAGCUUGGAUCUAACCGAAUCUGGGCCAUUGAAAACAUUGACAGCUUGACCAACCUUGACAGUUUGUUCUUGGGGAAGAAUAAGAUCACCAAGCUCCAGAACCUGGAUGCCCUCACCAAACUAAUUGUGCUCAGCAUGCAGAGUAACCGGCUAACCAAAAUUGAAGGCCUCCAGAACCUGGUGAACCUUCGAGAACUGUACCUCAGGCACAAUGGUAUUGAGGUCAUUGAGGGCCUGGAAAACAAUAACAAACUCAUAAUGCUGGACAUUGCAUCAAAUAGAAUAAAAAAGAUUGAAAACAUCAGCCACCUCACAGAACUCCAAGAAUUCUGGAUGAAUGACAAUCUCAUUGAGAGCUGGAGUGACUUGGAUGAAUUAAAGGGGGCCAAGCUUCUCGAAACAGUUUACUUGGAGCAGAACCCUCUGCAGAAAGACCCCUGGUAUCCACGGAAAAUCAUGCUUGCCCUCCCUACCAUCCAGCAAAUCGAUGCCACAUUCGUGCGGUUCUAA
Messenger RNA from Gracilinanus agilis (Agile Gracile Mouse Opossum), 906 nucleotides. RefSeq names its product protein phosphatase 1 regulatory subunit 7-like. The record is from RefSeq and is a predicted model, not a curated record. Bases 1 to 906 code for a protein of 301 amino acids. NCBI's taxonomy places the organism in Eukaryota, Metazoa, Chordata, Mammalia, Didelphimorphia, Didelphidae. The transcript is spliced from 2 exons. Gene Ontology annotation, molecular function: protein binding.